Messenger RNA from Cygnus atratus (black swan), 1200 nucleotides. RefSeq names its product peroxiredoxin like 2A (gene PRXL2A). The record is from RefSeq and is a predicted model, not a curated record. Lineage: Eukaryota; Metazoa; Chordata; Aves; Anseriformes; Anatidae. The transcript has 6 exons.
AGGUCUCUCCAAGCGAUCUGGCAGCGGAUUGGGCAGCUCUGCUCUUUCCUACCCGCGGCCGGGCGGCUGCGGCGCUCAGUGCUGCGGGUGGCGGCGGCUGCAGCGGCGGAGCGCCCCCAGCUCCCCCCGGCCGCAGCGGAGGCUCCCCGGAGAUGUCCUUUCUACCUGACUUUGGAAUCUUCACCAUGGGCUUGUGGUCUGUUGGUCUUGGAGCCAUUGGUGCAGCUGUAACAGGGAUUGUCCUUGCUAACACAGACUUAUUUUUGUCCAAGCCAGAAAAGGCUACGUUGGAGUUUUUGGAGGAGAUUGAGCUAAAAACUUUGGGAUCAGAACAAAGAACUUUGAAAGCAGGAGAACUAUGGAAGAAGAACGGUGCAGUGAUCAUGGCUGUGCGAAGACCUGGAUGAUUUUUGUGCAGAGAGGAGGCUUCUGAGCUUUCCUCUCUGAAACCUCAGCUGUCCAAGCUGGGUGUCCCUCUCUAUGCAGUUGUGAAAGAGAAGAUAGGGACUGAAGUGGAGGAUUUUCAGCAUUAUUUCAAAGGAGAAAUCUUUCUGGAUGAAAAGAGAAGCUUCUAUGGUCCACGAAGGAGAAAAAUGAUGAUGUCGGGCCUCUUCCGCUUUGGAGUCUGGCAAAAUUUCUUCCGUGCUUGGAAAAAUGGCUAUAGUGGUAACCUGGAAGGCGAAGGAUUCACCCUGGGAGGUGUAUAUGUGAUUGGGGCAGGAAGACAGGGUGUUCUACUGGAACAUCGUGAGAAAGAAUUUGGUGACAAAGUCAGCCUUCCAUCUGUCCUUGAAGCUGCUGAGAAGAUAAAACCACAAGCUUCAGAAGCAGAAAAAUAGUUGCACGUUUUUCUGAUCACAGCUUGAAAUGUAGAAUGCAUCUGUUUCUUGAACGUGCAGUUCAAUUGCCUGUUAACUAUUUAGUGAUCAGCACAGAGGAAAGAUUCUCUAUUCAAAUGUAAUAAUUGAUGAAAACCUUCCUUGUUGUUGCUUUGCAGCCUUUCAGGUGGUCAGGGUUUCAGCUGGCCUUUUGUGUCUGACUGUAUUAAUGAAAGGCUGGGUCUAAAAUCUGACGUAGCCUAGAUGUUUUCAGUCAGAGACAGUUGACUGAAAGCCUGUCUACCUAGGGGAGCUUUGCUAAGGCUGGAGAAAUGGCAUAUAUGCAGAGUUUGAAGGAUAAUAAAACUUUAUGUAGAUGAAA